AUGUCUCUACUAGAAUUUCCUCCACUGAAUUCAACGGGAAAACCAUAUGUUUUGCAAGAAUACAAUGGCCGCUUGUUGACUGGAAGUACUGAAGAAUUUCGCAAAAUGGCAAAAUGUCCGAUUACCCCUUUGUCGAGAGAGCUCAUCUUAACAGUCUCCAGCACUCUAUAUCUAAAAGCGAUGUCGCUGACGCUUAUGGAAAAAGAUGGCAUAACCGGUGUCAUUGAUCAUGUCGCAAACAUCACUGAAGACAGUAAGCUCUGGCCGAUCGCUAAACUCGGCAGAGGGGUGUUGCGAGUGCGAAACGGAUUUGCCAGCAUGGCAGCUCGAGUUCUUCCUUCUAUGGGACAAGAGCGUAUUGAAGAACUUUUGCACCAGUACAGCACUACAAUGAACUGGAAAAAUAACUGGCUGAGGUGUGUGGCUGUACACGACGAGGGACGGCGUCUUGCACUAUGUCAGAAUAACAACUACAUUCGGGUCUAUAACAUCGGUCGGAGUCAAAAAACACCGCUGACCUUGAAGCAUCCGCUGCAGAACAACGUUGCAUGUAUGGCGUGGGAGCCGUUCGAUCAACGCGUGCUUGCUGUCGCAGCAAACAAUAGAAUCCUUAUCUGGAGGCUCAGUGUGAAAGCUGCCAACAUUAAGCCGUCUGUACGUUGUGCUCAAGUUAUCGAGUUACCUGCCAUGCCCAUCAGUCAAAUUGUUUGGGAUCGCACAACAACAAACGUUUUAUUGGCAGUUUCGCCCAACAGCAGCAAAAUUAUGAUCGUUGACAUUUCUACUGGUGAGGUAGAUUGCUUUGGUGCAUGGACUGGUGGGAACGUUACGCGAAUCGUGCCAACACUUGAUGGUCGUCGGUUGGCUGUUCUGUACACAGGAAAUGUUAUAAGAGUGUACGAUCGUAGUACAUGGCGCGAGGAGAAAUGGAGUGGUUUGGCAGGUCGAGCAGUUAGCGCAGUCUGGUCGCCAUCAGGAGAUUCUCUGGUGUUUUCAUCCGAGAAUAGCUAUAAUCUCUAUGCGAUUCCAUUCGUUGCUAAAAAUGAAUUGAAUGAAGACGGAAUUGUCGAAACACGAUGGACCGGUGACACUCGUGCCGUUCCAAUAUUCGAUCUUUCACCAGUCGAGUUUGAUCCAUCAGAGCUUGAAGUCGAAGGAGCUGUUGAAAGAGAAAUUGUUACGAUUGGUGGAAGGGUUCACAGUUUGACCUUGAGUCCUGAUGGGCAAAGACUAGCAGUCAAAAAUCCACCCGUCAUGGCUUUGUUCAUUGUUGACUGGCUACCGACUGUGAGACUUACUCCAAGCGGUUUUGUGGAAGCUCCUCUGUACGGUCACCCGUCUAUACAUUUUUUCCUGCCCAAGUUCAGUAGCGGGGCUAUGCUCGCCAUUGCCAUAGAAUUACGAGUGACUCACUGCGCUCAUCAGAAUUGCCAAGUGGGUGCCGAGAUCGAUCACCAAGUGAAGAGAUCGUUCUGUUCUCGGAACGAUUCCGACCGAGCAGAUCUACUGAGUCGCAGCGGAAAUUAA
Cooperia oncophora is the source of this 1527-nucleotide messenger RNA. The record is from the annotation of a GenBank genome assembly. Lineage: Eukaryota; Metazoa; Nematoda; Chromadorea; Rhabditida; Trichostrongylidae.